AAAGUGUAAUCAUUUAAAUAUAAUCUAUAACUCAUUAAAUACCAAAUCUACCGAUCAUAAAUGCCUAAAUAUGAAGUGUUUAUUAUUAAGCAGUGUUAGUUUUGAGUGUUUUUUUUUUUUUUUUUUGUCUAACCAGGUCAUUGAAGACUUUUAACUCUGUUAAUUAUUCUCUUCUUAAAGAUGGAGUUUAUUAAAGAGGAGACUGAAGAUGUGAAGAUUGAGUUUAAUAAAGAGGAGAUUGAAGAAACAUUCAGUGUGAAACAUGAAGAUACUGAGGAACAAACAGACCUAACGGCACUGAGAGAGGCUAGCCAUGAACUUAAUGAGAGGGAAGAAGAGAAAGAACAUUAUGAUAAACAUGAUUUCAUGACUGAGGAAAGGUCAACGCUGGCUAAAAAGACUUCCUCACGAAAUAGAGCUCAAAAGACAGCAAGUAAAAGUUAUUUCACCUGCCAACAGUGUGGAAAGAGUUUUGAUCAACAUAGAAACCUUCAAGUCCACAUGAGAACUCACACUGGAGAGAAACCUUUCACUUGCCAGCAAUGUGGAAAGAGUUUCAGUCAAAAAGGAAACCUUAAAGUCCACAUGAGAAUUCACACUGCAGAAAAGCCUUACACCUGCCAACAAUGUGGAAAGAGUUUCAGUCAAAAAGGAAACCUUAUAGUCCACAUGAGAACUCACACUGUAGAGAGCCCAUUCGCCUGCAUACAGUGUGGACAGAGUUUCAGUGAAAAAGGAAAACUUGAAAUCCACAUGAGAAUUCACACUGGAGAAAAGCCUUACACCUGCCAAGAGUGUGGAAAGAGUUUCACACAAAAAGGAAGCCUUACAGCCCACAUGCGAAUUCACACUGGAGAAAAGCCUUAUACCUGUCAAGAGUGUGGAAAGAGUUUCCAUUAUAAAGGAAACCUUAAAGACCACAUGAUAAUUCACACUGGAGAGAGCCCAUUCACCUGCCAACAGUGUGGAAAGAGUUUCAGUCAAAAAGGAAGGCUUGAAAUCCACACGAGAUCUCACACUGGAGAAAAGCCUUACACCUGCCAACAAUGUGGAAAGAGUUUCAGUGAGAAAGGAAACCUUAUAGCACACAUGAGAAUUCACACUGGAGAAAAGCCUCAUACCUGUCAAGAGUGUGGAAAGGGUUUCAGACAAAAAGAAAAACUUGAAAUCCACAUGAGAAUUCACACUGGAGAAAAGCCUUUCACCUGCCAAGAGUGUGGAAAGAGUUUCAGUCAUAAAGGAAACCUUAUAGUCCACAUGAGAAUUCACACUGGAGAAAGCCCAUUCGCCUGCCAACAGUGUGGGAAGAGUUUCAUUGGAAAAGGAAGCCUUGAAAUCCACAUGAGAGUUCACACUGGAGAAAAGCCUUACACCUGCCAAGAGUGUGGAAAGAGUUUCAGUCAUAAAGGAAGCCUUAAAGACCACAUGAGAAUUCAUACUGGAGAAAAGCCUUACACCUGCACUCUGUGCGGGAAUGGCUUUACACGGGAACAAAUCCUUAGGGAACACAUGAAUAUUCACACUGGAGAGAAGCCUUUUACAUGUGAUCAGUGUGGAAAGAGUUUCGCACAUAAAUUGUCACUCUAUUUUCACAUGAAAAUUCAUACUGGAGAGAAGCCAUUCAUGUGUGAUCAGUGUGGAAAGAGUUUCAGAUUCAUGGGUAACCUUAGGGACCACAUGAGGAUUCACUCGAAAGAGAGCUGUUUUAGAAGUCGUCACUCUGGAAAGAGCAGAGGUGUAAAGAGUACCUGAAAAUCAUACUUGAAUAAAAGUACAGAUACCUUAUCUGCCUCAUCUCCUAAAUCAAACACCUGCGAUUCACAACUAACUGCUAAUGCACUUGCACUCAUGUAAUGUAGCCUUGUUGACAAGUUUGGGUGAGUAAAGGCAAACAUACAAGAUAUAGUACAUUCAAUGCCUUCUUUAUAGCAGAAACUGCUAGAGAAAAAGUUAGGUGCCAUGCAAAAGGUAAUGUAAGUAUUGGAGUAAAACGUACAUUUACUUGCUGAUAAAUGUAGUCAAGUAAAGAGUAAAAGUUGCUAAUAUCUUGAUACAAAGUAGUCAAAACGAUACUUAAGUACAGUAACUAAUUGCAUUUACUCAAAUACUUUAUACCACUGGGAAAUAGACAGACAGUCUCUGUAAAUGGCAGAUUUAAAGAAAAUUACAGUUGUUUGGCAAAUAAAUAAAUAAAUUAAGGACCGUUACAUACGCAUUACCAGUCAUGUAGGCUUUAUGGUACACCUUUAAACAAGGUAUUUAAUAGUAAUUUAUAAUGUUAAUAUUAAUUGCAGAGUCCACGAACGGCUUGGGUAUCCAGAGAAUUCACAGCUUAUAUGGACCGCACGCCACUGUUUUAAAGUAUUUUCAUCCACCUGGAAGAUAGAAAUGACGUCAUUACGUGAGGACGUAAAAGAACCAGUGAUCUGUUUUCUGAACCGGUUCAUUGAAAUGAACUGUCCGAAAGAAAAAGAAAGUUCUUUAUGACCUGAGGGAAAAGACAAGAGUCACCUCUUUGUCUAUUUUAAGUUUUCAUUUAAAAUGUUUGUGAUUUUAACAUAAAGCUUAUGUUUUAAUGUUUUGCCACUUGAGUGAGCAAUGUAAUAUAUAAAUCUAAAGUAUUAGUUUAUAGAGGGUUCCCACGGGUCAUGGAAUUUCUGGAAUAUCGUGGAAUUUUAAAAGGUCUAUUCCAGAUAUUGAAAGUCAGGGAAUUUUAUAUUUUUUUUCCCAAGUCAUGGAAUGUCAGGGAUUUUGGUUUGUUGCUUUAAAUUUUAGUUUCCAUUUAUCAAAAUGUAUUGUAUACCGUUUUUUUUUUUUGUUUUUUUUUUGUCAAGUUUCACGUGUUUUGUAUUGUAGUGGUUAGGCUAUUUUUCAGCGCCAUUUUAUUCCCUUCCCGCUCCCUGUACCACCUGUUAACUAAGGCAAACAUGCCAGGAAAUGUAAAUUCUGAUGGACAGAAUAAGGUCUUUUAAGGAUGGAUAUGUUUUGCUUUUUGAUGAAAGCUUGAAUCGGAAGACCCAAACAAAAUAAAUGGACAUUCAUUUAAGAUUUAAGGACAAUGAUGCUGUCGUUACACGCUACUUCACUUCUGAAUUCAUGGGCUACGACAGAGGAUAUGGUGGAGGUCUUCCACAAGUUGAAGAGGGGUUGAAUUACAAAGGUCUUGUACAGCUUUCAAUGGAUGGACCUAAUGUUAAUUUUAAGUUCCAAGACCUUAUACAAACUGAACUUGGACGAGAUGUCAAUACUGUGUUACUAAUUGUGGGUAGCUGUGGCCUACAUAUUUUGCACGAGGCAUUUGAAAAGGGUGCAGAUGCCUCAAAUUGGAACGUAGACCAGUUCUUAAGUAAUGCUUAUUGGCUACUGAAAGAUUCCCCUGCCUGAAGAGAGGAUUAUGCUAAAGCUGUCGGACAAACAUCUCCUCUUAUGCCACUCAAAUUCUGUAAAACAAGAUGGGUAGAGAAUGUCCCAGUUACAGAGAGAAUGAUCAAUAAAUUGACGAACUUGAAGAAAUAUGUGAAUGCAGUAGAGGCAGGCAAAUUCCCUAACCCUGGAACUAAAUCCUAUACUACUGUCAAAGAAGGGUGCAGAGACCCACUGUUGCCUGUAAAGGUUGCACCUUUCUUGAAUCUAUAUCAAACAGACCGGCCUAUGCACUGCAAAUUUUAAAGAGUGAAUUUAACUUCCUCAGAGUUAAAAUUAACACUCACCCAGAGUAUAUAUGGGAACCACUGGUAAAGUGUUAAAUUAACACUUUUGAAAGAGUUAACAUUAUUAACACUCUGACAGUGUUAACUAACAAACUCUCAAAGUGUGAAAUUUUAACACCACAAUAGAUGAUCAGAACACCAAAGUCGGUGUUCAAAGUUAACUUGUUGACCUGGUCAACACUUCACCAACGUUCAAGCAAAAUUUAAACUAAAUUAAUGUUGAGUACUUACAUAGACCACUAGGAUUUACACAACAGUUACCAUCUAUUAGUGUUACCAUCCCAAUAAUCAGACCAUAAAGUGCUGCAAUGAAUAAAUUUUAUUAUUUUUCCUUUAACAGGGCUUCACAUUAAAUUUAUCCCAGGACAGGGCACUCAAGAUACCCUGUACAAUGAUCCUGAUCAACAUUAAACUUCAUAAAACAAAGCUCAUACCUGCUGUUUGCAGUCUAUAUGAUGCAGUUUUCUGGUACAAUAUAAAACAUGAAAACAUUGAAGAGCUUCAAGUAUCAUCCAGGGCUUCAUAUAACAUUUGACAAGGGACAGGGCUCAAAAUACCCUGUACAACCUCUUUUUACAACAAUAAACUUCAUAAAAACAAAGCUCAUACCUGCUGCUUGCAGUCUAUAUGAUGCAGCCGUCUGGUACAAUAUAAAACAAUGAGUCUGUACCAUAAGACAUUUGAAAAUCGAAGGGCUUAAAGUAUCUCAAGUCACGAGAUGCAACAACUGAAACAUUAAGUACAUUUUCAACAACAUGAAAAGCAUGAAAAUGUUCUACAAAUGUAGUCUCCAUUUUAGUUACCAAACUUCAGUUCUCAGAAGUAUACAAACAAUCUUGUUGAACACUGGCAAUUCAUCAAUAAAAUCUGUACAAACAACAA
Ctenopharyngodon idella (grass carp) is the source of this 4592-nucleotide messenger RNA. Its product is annotated as gastrula zinc finger protein XlCGF57.1-like. Lineage: Eukaryota; Metazoa; Chordata; Actinopteri; Cypriniformes; Xenocyprididae. Gene Ontology annotation, biological process: central nervous system development; regulation of transcription by RNA polymerase II. The transcript is spliced from 2 exons. Gene Ontology annotation, cellular component: nucleus. The coding region runs from base 181 to 1752 and encodes 523 amino acids. Gene Ontology annotation, molecular function: DNA-binding transcription factor activity, RNA polymerase II-specific; RNA polymerase II cis-regulatory region sequence-specific DNA binding. The record is from RefSeq and is a predicted model, not a curated record.